This is a messenger RNA of Colletotrichum aenigma, 1509 nucleotides long. RefSeq names its product Cytochrome P450 monooxygenase patI (gene patI-0). Lineage: Eukaryota; Fungi; Ascomycota; Sordariomycetes; Glomerellales; Glomerellaceae. The transcript is spliced from 3 exons. Gene Ontology annotation, molecular function: heme binding; monooxygenase activity; oxidoreductase activity, acting on paired donors, with incorporation or reduction of molecular oxygen. The record is from RefSeq and is a predicted model, not a curated record. Bases 1 to 1509 code for a protein of 502 amino acids.
AUGAUCUCCUGCCGAAACUCUCGCCCUCCAAAAAACUACAAAUUAGUUCCCGGACCAAGGGGAUUGCCUCUAAUCGGUAACACUCAUCAACUAGGGAAGGCGCCACAACGUCAACUCCAGAGAUGGGCCAGCGAAAAUGGCGAGCUUUUCAAGAUCAGGCUCGGUUGGGAGAACUGGGUCUUCGUCAAUAGCCCUGAAGCGGUUCGAGAAAUAUUCGACAAGCAAUCUGCGAAAACAUCAGGCAGGAUGCCGAUGCCGGUUGUAUCCGACCUCCUUUCUGGGGAAAACCGACUGCUUCUCCUAACAUAUGGCACAAAGUGGAGGCAGCUGAGAACCAUUGUUCACAAGCUGCUGACACCGAAAGCAUCGGAUACUUACAAACCGUCGCAAGAUUUUGAGGCGAAGCAGUUGCUUUUCGACCUUGCAACCGGCAACGGUGAUCAAGAAAGCUUUUACUUGCAUGAUUGCGACGAUAUGCGAGAGAUAUACCAACUCCUGAAAGACUUCUCUGAGGCAGCAGAGCCCGGUGGGUUCGUAGCCGACUUAUUCCCACCACUCGCCCAGAUUCCAUCCUGCCUACAAUGGUGGAGGCCGAGCGCUAUUGCGGCAUACAACCGGCAGAAAAAGACGUGGAUGCGCUACUGGGAUGAGUUGAAAUCUGCUGUAAAUCAGAAGAAAGCUCCCGAGUGUUUCGUGAAGCACUUCAUAGAGACAGAUUUUGAGAAGCUUGGAAUCAGCGAUGUUCAGGCUGGCUUCGUGGCAGGAUCAAUGAUCGAAGCAGGCUCAGAAACCACUUCAUCUGCACUCAACAGUGCAAUUUUAUAUUUGUCAGCCCAUCCAGGCGUCCAGGACACAGCAAACGCUGAGCUCACGAAAGUUGUUGGAGACGAUCGAUCUCCCACUUUCUCAGAUGAGGCUGAUCUGCCAUACAUCCGAGCCAUGGGCAAGGAAAUCCUUCGCAUCCGGCCUGUCACGAACAUUGGAAGUCCCCAUUACACGACCGCGGACAUUUUCUACAAAGACUAUUUCAUCCCCAAGAAUACUGUGGUCGCUAUUCCACAAUAUGUCCUCCAUUACAGUUCAGAUAAAUGGGACAACCCAGAAGCCUUUGAUCCGUCGCGAUACUUAUCUUAUCCAGAGAAAGCAGGCUUCUACGCCGCCCAAGGAGACGCCAAAGGCCGCGACCAUUUCGACUUCGGCGGUGGCCGGCGCAUUUGCCCCGGGAUGCAUCUGGCAGAAAAUAGUCUCUUUGUCACCCUUGCCAAGAUCCUCUGGGCUUUCAAGAUCGAGCCGGCACUAGAUCCAAGUGGCAACCAAAUCCCCGUAGAUCUCUCAGAUGAUGCAUACGAGCCGGGGGUCAAUACUCUGCCCAAACCGUUCAAGGCUCGGUUCGUCCCGCGGAACACGCGACGGGCAGAAGUCUUGAAAGCCGAGUGGGCUCAGGCGCAAAAAGAAGGAUUUUACUUGGGAAACGUGAAGGUGAAUACGGAUGGCAUGGUUGUUGGAUGA